Teleopsis dalmanni is the source of this 2174-nucleotide messenger RNA. RefSeq names its product zinc finger protein 484-like. NCBI's taxonomy places the organism in Eukaryota, Metazoa, Arthropoda, Insecta, Diptera, Diopsidae. Gene Ontology annotation, biological process: regulation of transcription by RNA polymerase II. Gene Ontology annotation, cellular component: nucleus. The transcript has 3 exons. Gene Ontology annotation, molecular function: DNA-binding transcription activator activity, RNA polymerase II-specific; RNA polymerase II cis-regulatory region sequence-specific DNA binding; zinc ion binding. The record is from RefSeq and is a predicted model, not a curated record. Bases 74 to 1855 code for a protein of 593 amino acids.
AGACAAUCCAUAUUGAUAAAAACAAACUAUAAAUCGUAAUCUGAGGCAUUAAUACAAAUCUAAAGUGUGAAAUAUGAGCAUAUUAAAUAAUAAAAAUCUGCAAGAGCUUUGUAGGACUUGUUUGAGUAGCCUUGAUUCUCAAAUAACAGAGAAGAAAAUUAGCUAUAAUGUUUACGUUGUACCCAACCUAAGCAAAUUAUUAAUAUUAUUUACAUCAGUUGACUUGAAUAACGAGAAUGAAGAUUACCCGAAUAGUCUUUGCCAGCUAUGUUACGAUAAACUAUUAGAUUUCCAGUCUUUUCGGGAUUUAGCAUUGAAAUCAGCGGAGUUGCUCUAUGGCUUUUUAAAAGAAACUUCUAAAUGUGACUCACUAUUUGAAAGAGAACCGAGUAAAACAAAUCAGAAAAAUGAUAAAUCUGAAAAGAAGUCUAUAAAAAUGGACCAUGAUAAUUAUGAUAAUCAAUUACUGCUUCCUGAAUUGCUCAUCAAAUCCGAGCCAAUUGAUGAGGAGCUGCAACUAAGUGAUUCCAGAAAUGUCUCCGGAAUUUAUGAUUCAUUCGUUGAGAAUUAUAAAACAAAAAUGGAAAUUAAUAAUGUACCUGAAAAUAAUGGUUUCGAUACCACAUAUGAUUCUAUCGUACAUGUCAACAAAGAUGAAGUACAAAACUGCAAAUUAGAUGUAAAUGUAUUAGGUAAUAAUAUUCCAACCAAUGAAUGUAGCGUCGAAAGCUAUAAAAUUAAAUCUGAAAUUGAUUCAGAAUAUGAAGAGGAUAUCACUUUUUAUGAAAAUAACGCACUGGGUACUUCGUAUGAUUCAAUCGGUGAUGACGCAGAUGACGAAGAACAUGCUCUUCGUAAUGGAGAUGCAAAUUCCUCUAGUAUUUUGUUGAAUGCAUCUUCAUCACCAAAUAAAUAUAACACAUCUCACGAACCCGAUGCACCUUCUUUGGAAGAUAGUCUGCAAGAGGUUCUAGAAAUGCAUCAAGCACAAUUAAACAAAGAAAUUGAAACGGAUCACAUAUGUAAAGAAUGUUCCAGAAAAUUUAGUUCAAAAUGGGCACUUACGCAACAUUUAAAACGGCAUGCUCAAAUAAAGGAACAUAUAUGUAAAGUAUGUGGUGUUGCCAAAGUUACUAGGAGUGAACUACAAACUCAUAUGCGUACUCAUGAACCGAACUUGGAAAAAUUUAAAUGUACUAUUUGUCCGAAGGAAUUUAAACACAAAAAUGCGAUUUCGCGUCAUGUUCGCGUUGUGCACGAAGGUCAGCGCAGGUUUCAAUGUGGCUUCUGUUCGAAAAGGUUUGGAACUCGUCGAUCACAAAUUUAUCAUGAACGUCUUCAUACGGGUGAAAAACCUUACAUUUGUGAUUUAUGCAGUAAGUGUUUUGCUCAAAUGGAAGGAUUAAAAUCACAUAUGAAAAAUCAUGAUAAAAAUCUACGAAAACAUGUUUGCUCCUUUUGCUCACAACGUUUUAUUACUCGACAAAAACUUUUCGACCAUGAAAAUCGUCAUCGAGGUGAUAAACCACACAUUUGCAAUAUAUGUAGUAAGGGUUUUAAUAAGAGCGAUGAUUUAUUUUUGCAUCGAAAUCUACAUUCAACUGAUGAUAACACACCAAAUAUCGAUAUUGAUGUCGUAGACAAUAAUCUAAAUCAAAGUAAUAUGUUUCAUAAUGAAAGUUCACAAGAUAGUGAAAUCCAAAGCGAAGAGAAAGCAUUAAAAGAAAGAAACGCGAAAAACGAUAGCAAACAUAUAGAAACCGAGUAUGAUAGAAAAUUUGUUAAAAAUCAAAAUCAGUUUUCCUACCAAAGAACAGUAAACAACUCAGAAAUGAAGAAUCGCUGUAAUCUGUGACAAAAUGAGCAUUAUAGUCAUGAAAGCUCAAAUUUUAAAAAAUAUUGAUGGUUUCUGUUAUAUAUGAUGUUUGUUUAUUUGUGCUUAAGUAAUAUAUGAAUAUGCUUAAGUUUACUCUAACUCUUACUCUCUAAUAUAAGGUGAAAAAUAUUUAUUAUUAAAUUUUCGUAAUCCAAAUUAUUUUGUAAUGCAAUAAGAAUAAUCACAAUGGAAAAAAUGUGGAUUUCAAACAAGGAAACGAUUAAGCUUCGUUUAUAUCUUUUAUUUAAAGUACGUUAUGAAUAAAUACAUAGAAACAUAGAAGUAUGUUAUAAAUAAA